Diaporthe citri is the source of this 1596-nucleotide messenger RNA. RefSeq lists its product as uncharacterized. The coding region runs from base 1 to 1596 and encodes 531 amino acids. The transcript has 5 exons. The record is from RefSeq and is a predicted model, not a curated record. Gene Ontology annotation, molecular function: transmembrane transporter activity. Gene Ontology annotation, biological process: transmembrane transport. NCBI's taxonomy places the organism in Eukaryota, Fungi, Ascomycota, Sordariomycetes, Diaporthales, Diaporthaceae.
AUGGCAGCUAAUACCAACGACAGGGGCCCCAGCCCCACCAAGCUGGAGGCAGGCGAUGAGAAGGCCAGGAUCCCGGACCAGGGCGUGCUCACUGACGUCCGCGCCGCGGAUGGAGGCUCGCUCAGGGAUGGCGAGGACAUUCUCGCCCUGCAGGACCUCGACCCGGCGCUCAACAUGAAGAUGCACCUGGUUAACAAUGCCAUCGACGAGAUCGGCUGGACAAACUACCACUGGAAGCUCUUUGGGCUCAAUGGCUUCGGAUACGCUGUUGAUUCGCUGGUCCUGCUGCUCCAGUCAAUCAUCGCCACCCAGUCCUUCAUGGAAUUCGGCGAGGUCGGCUACGCCCGCGCGCUCACCAUCGCCGUCUACGUCGGCAUGCUGACCGGUGCCAUAUUCUGGGGGAUGUCGGCCGACAUCGUAGGCCGCCGGUACGCCUUCAACAUCUCGCUGUUCGUCUGCGCCGUGAGCACGCUCGUUUGUGGCGCCAUGCCGAGCUGGGGCUCGCUGGGGUUCUUCAUCGCCCUCGUAGGCUUUGGCGCGGGCGGCAAUCUGAUCCUGGACACGACUGUGUUUCUGGAGUAUUUGCCCUCCCAGAAGCAAUGGGUGUUGACGUUUCUUGCCGCCUGGUGGGGGUUUGGGCAGGCCAUCACGGGAUUCAUCGCUUGGGGAUUCAUGGUGCCUGAGAGAUGGAACUGUGCGUCUGUCGACACGUGCACCAGGGAGAACAACAUGGGAUGGAGAUACACAAUGUUCACAUCCGGAGCGUUGGUCUUCGUCAUGUCAGUCCUACGCAUAACCGUGGUGCGGCUCAAGGAGACUCCAAAGUAUCUGCUGGGUCUCGGGGAGGAUGCCCAAGUUGUCGAGACGCUUCAAUACCUUGCCUCGAAGUACAACCGCCCCAUCUCGCUGACGCUGGAGAAGCUUGAGGCGUGCGGUGAAGUCAGGGGCACCCACAGCAUGAAUCGCCUCUCGGUGAACGAGUUCUCGAUACAUCUUAGGGGUCUAUUUGCCACUAGGAAGAUCGGAACCUCGACCCUCUUAAUUUGGGCGUCCUGGACACUUAUCGGACUCGUCUACCCACUGUUCUACGUCUUCCUUCCCACUUAUCUUGAGACCCGUGGAGCAGAUUUCGAAGAGACUUCUUACGAGACCUGGCGCAACUACGCCCUCGUCAAUGUCUCGUCCAUCUUCGGACCCAUGCUGGCGGGCUGGAUGUGCGACCUGCCCCUCCUCGGGCGCCGGUACACAAUGGUGAUCGGGGCGCUCAUGACCAUGACCUUCUUCUUCGCCUACACGGCCGUGCGCUCAGCGGCCCAGAACGUUGGCUUCUCGUGCGCCAUCGGCUUCUGCCUCAACAUUUACUACGGCACCCUCUACGCCUACACGCCGGAGGUGUUGCCCAGCGCCCACCGCGCCACGGGCAACGGCAUCGCGGUGGCUUGUGCAAGGGUUAUGGGUAUCCUUUCUGCCGUGAUCGCCACGUUUGCGGACACCAGCACGCCCGUGCCCAUCUAUCUUUGCGCGGCUCUGUUUAUAGCCAUGGCGGUCGUUAGUGUCUUCUUCCCGUUUGAGCCGUAUGGGAAGAGGAGCUCUUAG